AUGCUUAGGUUAUUAUUUACAAAGAGGCUCCUUUCUAGUUCUGUCGUUCUCAGAAAUGAGGCCAAACAAAUCAAAUCAUCCUGCUUAGCAGGGACGCCAUUGAGUCUUAAUGUUAAGAAGACAGGCAAGGACCCGGUUGCCUUGGAAGAUUCAGAGUACCCGGAAUGGCUAUGGACAGUUCUUGACCAAACGAAUACCGCCGCUGCAGCAAAGGCUCCUGUAUCAGAGGAAAGUUUAAAGGCCAGAAAGAAGCAAAUCAGGCAGUCCAAUAGAGAAAAGAUAAAACAGAGGAAUUUCUUAAACCAGUUGUGA
Messenger RNA from Nakaseomyces glabratus, 312 nucleotides. RefSeq names its product mitochondrial 54S ribosomal protein mL54 (gene MRPL37). Gene Ontology annotation, cellular component: mitochondrial large ribosomal subunit. Gene Ontology annotation, molecular function: structural constituent of ribosome. The record is from RefSeq and is a predicted model, not a curated record. NCBI's taxonomy places the organism in Eukaryota, Fungi, Ascomycota, Saccharomycetes, Saccharomycetales, Saccharomycetaceae.